Messenger RNA from Cololabis saira (Pacific saury), 2934 nucleotides. RefSeq names its product phospholamban (gene pln1). Lineage: Eukaryota; Metazoa; Chordata; Actinopteri; Beloniformes; Belonidae. The record is from RefSeq and is a predicted model, not a curated record. Gene Ontology annotation, cellular component: membrane; sarcoplasmic reticulum. Gene Ontology annotation, biological process: negative regulation of heart rate; negative regulation of ATPase-coupled calcium transmembrane transporter activity; negative regulation of calcium ion import into sarcoplasmic reticulum. Gene Ontology annotation, molecular function: ATPase inhibitor activity. The transcript is spliced from 2 exons. Bases 240 to 401 code for a protein of 53 amino acids.
CCACUCUCUCCUGAAAGCUCAGCUGGGAUGUCCUGCCUCUCUCCCUCCUCCUCUCUCUCCCUCCCCGCCUUUACAGCCGUGGACAGCGCUGCAUAUCUGACAUUUCUCUCUCAAACUCCAACCGGCUCUCUUCUCAUCCGCAAGACAAGAGAAGAGAAGAGACGAGAAGAGAAGAGAAAAGAAAAGAAGAGACGAGAAGAGACCUGAUUUGAACUCUCUCAACUCCCGAUCCGUCAAACAUGGAGCGCGUGCAGCACAUGACCAAAUCGGCCAUCCGCCGAGCUUCUCAAAUCGAGGUGAACCCGCAGGCCAAGAGGAACCUGCAGGAGCUCUUCGUCAACUUCACCCUCAUCCUCAUCUGCCUGCUUCUCAUCUACAUCAUCGUCCUGCUGAGCAGCUGAGCAGCUGAGAGCGCCGGACCCAAGCGCAGAGAGUUUGACAUGGCUGGGAUGCAGGCAAGGUUUUCCUGAUACAUGCAGAUCCGAUUUGUCUCAAACGUCCGUCACGUCCUCCACAUGUAUCAGAAUAAAACUAGGUUUGCAAGCAGCUAUGAAAAAGAGUGAUGGUGGUACCAUGACUUCAUGUGAAACAAAAAAGAAAAAAAAUGGACAAACUCUCUGACGGGUGAUGUUUUUUGUUUUGUUUACCUUCUGAGUUGAUCAGGGAUCAGCUGACCGGCCUGGUUUCCUCGACGGAAAGAUCAGCUUUGACCCGAGUUCAUCAUGUAUUCAGACUCAUCAGUUCUUUCUGAUGAAUACAGUGUUAAUAAGCAAUCCUUAACGCAGUGUGAAUGAAAACUUCCCUUGUUUGACCUGCGUUUCCCAUGAGCCCUGUUGCUUCCUGCAGCCACCACAAGAACAGAGAUAAACAUGCUUGAAACUAUGCUUUUUCCAUACGCAUUAAAAGAAACAAAACAGUUGCUUCUCUGACAUCUUUUUCAUUUUUUCUUAAACUUCAACGCUGCUAUGCGAGAGACGAAACUCCCAGUGGCUUGAUCACAGAGAAAUGGUGGAUUAUCAACUUUUAUAUGUUAAAGUUGACUCAAACUUUAUGAAUUGGGGAUUGAGAAACAUCUACUCUCUAAAGGCUUUGAUAAAAGGCUUCAUUUCUGAAUACUUUCACCUAAGUGACAUUUCUGUGACUCUAUGAACAAACUAUUGUCAAGUAAGUUAAAGCAGCACAAAAGAAUUUGUCCCCAUGUUAUAAUGCAAGCUUCAAUUUCAAAUAAAGUAAUGUUUGAUUACUUAAAGGACGCAUUUUUCUCUCAAAGCUGAAGCCAUAGUGGAAAUAGGGAAAGUUGCAGUUCAUCAAAUGACCAUUAGGUGCUAUUUCCAAGAUGAAAAAUGUCAAAAUUCAUGUCAAGUUGUUCAAAUCUACUGCAGAAAAUAAAUACAUAAUCAAAUUGCAGUCCGGUACAAAUAAAAUAGAAUAAACUGAAAAGAGUUUUGGACCGCACGGAGUGAUUUUAAAGCUAUGACAGCUGUAUGGCUAGUGAAUCUUUAUGCUCCUCAUCAGGUGAAGGUUUAUCAAGCCUCAACGUUAUGCAUCUCUGUCAGUGUGUGUUUUUGAGUGACAGCUGCACUGCAGUUUGGGAUGUUGCACUCUUAUUUCCGAGACAAUAUUAUUUUUCUAAUGCAGUUAAUACUAAUAAUAGUUCCUCAAUACCAUCAUUUAGGCUGGCGAAAGAGAGUCUAGGGCCAAAUGUGGUUCCAUGAUUGUCGGCCAACAGCUAAGCACCUUCACCUUCAUCCUUUUCCAGAAGGGUCCCGUGAAAAGGUAGUCAACCUGCAACGAUGCGAGCGGCAGCUGCAGUCACUGUUGCCAGAGAACCUCUGGCAGACCUCGGCCUGCAUUAUAAACGCUUCGUCAGUUCUCUUUUUAGAUGUUGAUGGACAAAGUUUCUACAGCAACUGACAUUACAAAAUGAAUGUACGCCAAUGGACUGGCAACCGGUCCAGAGUUGGCCCCCUGUCUUCCGCGUGAUGGGAGUUGGGAUCCAGCAGAUUCCUGUGACCCUGAAUAACCAGGUAUAGAUGAUGGUCAGAUGGAUGUUCAAUAGCUUCACAGGUUAGCAUUAACUCAGGUAAAGGUGGGCAUGAUCCAGCAAACAUCUACACUUGUUCAGCUCACCUAUUCAUCAUUUUCUGGUUAACAGGCGAUCGGUGGAGUCCACUCCCGCCAAUACACGUCUCCCAUAUCAGAAAACCUGUUGAUGACAUCACAGAAUGGUUCUCUUUAGUUCUGUUGAUACAGUAUACGGCAAAAUCGGACACACAAAAGAUUUGAAUUCCUGGCCUUGUCAUCUUUUGCUACAACAAAGUGUUGCUUUAUGGCACCAUGUCACACAGCAACUAAAAGACUCAAGAAAGUAACGUUGUCAAAGAAGAUGAGCGUGAGUCGUAAAAGCUACCAUACAUCCUAUUUAAGAGGACCGCCUAAAUUACAGUUCCUUUGUGCUGCUUUAAAGAAAGUCAUGACAAGUCUCAAUUCAAAUGAUUUAACUAAUAUAUAGUGUAUAAACUACUUGAUACCUAAAUCCAACUUUGAAGCUUAGCAAGUAUGUGAUGUGUCUCAAUCAGGCGUUAUCAUAUCCUGUGAGGGUUUCAUAUGCUCUAUUGUUUUAUUUUUGGACGCUCACUUUGCAUGGUGUGAAUUCACAAGACAACUUCUGUCUGAGUUACUUCAGUACUGUGUCUCUUUCGUUACUUAUAUAGUUUGUGUAUUACGGCACUAGUACUUUUUCUUUUCAGUAUACAACCAGUGUGGCAAAUAGUCUUUAGUUGAGAGAUAAUCAUUGCCUUGAUGGUACAGUUUUGAAAAGGCUAAAUUAUGAACUCCGGGAGUGUUUUAAUCUUAUUUCUUCAUGUAUGUUUGAAGCUUUGAUUUGCCUACUUUUCAAACUGUCAAACACCCAAUAAACUGCAUGUAAAUACA